Messenger RNA from Staurois parvus, 340 nucleotides. NCBI's taxonomy places the organism in Eukaryota, Metazoa, Chordata, Amphibia, Anura, Ranidae. The record is from the annotation of a GenBank genome assembly.
UCAUGCUGCUGCCAGGUCCAGAGUGUCUCAUGGGUCCCUGUACGGCCUCCCAUUGCUGCUGUCUCCAUCGCCACACUCUGCCAUGUGCCACUUUCAGGUCUCCUCACACUGCUGGUGGGUUCCAUUUUGUCAUAGGGUGCUGGCAGAUUACGGGCCUCCCAUUGCUGCUGCCAGGCCCGUAAUCUGCCAUGGGCCCCCGUACCGACUCCUCAUGCUGCUGCCAGGUCCAGAGUGUCUCAUGGGUCCCUGUACGGCCUCCCAUUGCUGCUGUCUCCAUCGCCACACUCUGCCAUGUGCCACUUUCAGGUCUCCUCACACUGCUGGUGGGUUCCAUUUUGUC